AUGUCUGCUCACUACGAUACCGAGCCACCUCCAACAGCCUCUGCGACACUCCAUACCACCGUUGGGCCCAUACACAUCUCGCUUUUCGCACGCCAGACGCCGCUCGCCUGCAAGAACUUCCUCCAACACUGUCUAGACGGGUACUACGAGGGCACCACGUUUCACCGUGUGGUACCUAACUUCGUCAUCCAAGGCGGCGACCCUACCGGCACUGGCUCAGGCGGUUCGUCUAUCUAUGAAUACCCCGAGUUCGAGUACGAUCCGCGUGAUGGCGAGAAGGUCGUGUUCAAAGAUGAAUUCCACAGUCGAUUACGGUUCAACAGACGUGGGCUUGUUGGCCUGGCGAAGAGCGAGGAUGGGACAUAUGGGAGCCAGUUCUUCAUUACGCUGGCGAAUGCAGAGCGGGAGCUAAACAAAACAUGUACCAUGUUUGGCAGGGUGGAAGGAGAGAGCAUAUAUAAGGUGGCGAGCAUUGCUGAAGCGGAGCUGGUAGAAGGGUCAGACAGGCCAGUCUACGCAGUAAAGAUUACGGGGUGUGAAGCUGACCAACUUGGUCCGUUCGAAGGGCAAUUGAAGCGCAGGGAGCGCAUUGCUGUUGCUGACAAGAAGUCAGAAGAAGCACCUGUGAAGGGGAAGAAGAAGAAAAAGGCCAAGGUGGGAAAGGCACUUUUGAGCUUUGCAGGCGACGAGGAUGAAGGAGAUGCCAUAUUACCGACUAAACCAAAAUUCAAUACCAAACUUGUCCGAGAAGAGGAAGAAGCUGCCUCAGUUGCAAAGAAACAGGUACAGCAUGAAGAGAAACGGGACAAGGUCAUGCAUAAACCAGAGCCAACACCAUCUCACACUGAGCCAUCCAACAAUAAUAAGAAGAAUUCUACAAAACCAGCGCCUAGAGAACCGGAUCCAAAUACACAACUCCCGUUACCAGAUGCCGAGUCGCCCUCACGCCCUGCAUCACCUUCAAGCUCAGCAUCAGAAUCACCACCACCUCGCCAAUCAUUGCUUUCCAAAACCAAUGCCCAAAUCGCUGCACUCAAGGCGUCUAUGAAACGAAGCACGGCUGCAGCAACCGCUGAGCCAACCAGAAAGAAAUCUGCUCUAGAGUCACUGAUACCAGAGACAUCGAUACGCGGCGCUAGAAAGAGAGCAUCAGCAGCAGGAAACUCAUCACAAGACGCAAUUGCACUAGACAUGUUCAAUGCUUUCAAGGCCAAGCUUGAAAACGCAGACUCAUCGUCUAAGAAAUCAAAACGAGACCACCAUGAUACCGGCUCCAAACCGGGGGGGAAGAAAAACACAGAACAAGAGCGAGGAGAGCCGGACGAGGAAGACGGAGAAGGACAGGUCUGUGACCUUCACUUCGUCGCGGGGUGUCUAUCGUGUCGGUCCUGGGAUGUUCCAGAAUCAGAAGAAGGAGCCGGAGAUGACGAUGAUACAGGUUGGAUGACGCAUACGCUGCAGUUCGGCAAAGAUACACUCGGUAAAGAUCUGAACUGGAAACAAGCUCAUCAGGGAAAUGAUGAUUUGGUUGUUAUUGAUCCACGGCAGAAGGAGAAGGAGAUUGCCGGUGGUGGUGGGAGGAAGAGAGAGCGCGAGAGGAAGAGGAAGCUCGAGACAGGACAAGACAGGGAAUGGGAUAGACGAGAUGCUAAGAAGCCUGAGAGUAGUCGUUCUUGA
Molecule: messenger RNA, 1677 nt
Organism: Microsporum canis CBS 113480
Lineage: Eukaryota; Fungi; Ascomycota; Eurotiomycetes; Onygenales; Arthrodermataceae
Product: peptidyl-prolyl isomerase cwc27
Exons: 1
Coding region: 1-1677 (558 amino acids)
Biological process (GO): protein folding; protein peptidyl-prolyl isomerization
Cellular component (GO): catalytic step 2 spliceosome
Molecular function (GO): peptidyl-prolyl cis-trans isomerase activity
Source: RefSeq, a predicted model, not a curated record